AGGUGCUGCCGAACCCGCCCACAAAGCGUACAAAUCAAUGGACAUAAAGUACGUGAUGCACGACACUCUCUCCUACCUGGUGCAGCCGGCCUUGCUGAGCUGUGCUAAUUAUAAACUGGCACGCUCCACCAAUCAGGACACAGUGACUAUUUAUAGACACAACACAGUGGAAGUGCCCGAGAUGGUUGUGAAGGCGUUCAAACACUCCACGUUUUCCAAGAUUGAAGAGUUCAUCCGCUUCAGAGCCCGCCUCGACUCACUUCUGAAACGCCAAGUGGCGACAGACGAUGUGUGGGUUGCAUUCAUGUCCGCAGGUUCUUCAGCUUUGGCCCUGGAGGCACUGCGAGAAGCACCAACGCUAGUAUCAGACAAAGCCACCAUCGAGGCCCUGGCAGACAACCGCGACUUCACUGUGCUGCAGUCGCCCACCAACAACCCCGACACCACCAUAUCUACGCUCACAGAAGCACACGAGACGAACACACGCGUACACCUCAGGCUCCACGCACGCGUCUCGGCACUCCAGCUAAAGCUCGCACACGCUCUACUUGUGGACACAGACGCAAGUACCAGUACAAGUACAAGUACGGGUACAGGUACAGAUACGCAAGGGAGAGAUCAGGCACAGACAAUUAAAGAGGAAUUGAAAACGUGCCUGGAAGAAAUUAGAAACCUGCCGUCCCCCCACAGUGCGGUUGGACCGGUGGUGGGGCCUUCGGUGUCACCAGUGCUGUCGUGCGAGGCUGCACUCAAGUGCUUGGUGGCUUUCGCACACCCAUCACUGCACUUGAGUACCAUCCGCGUUUCGGCCGCUACAGAUACCGAACUUCCAGAGGCAUUCGCUCAGGCCUCAGACCUGUACCGUGAAGCGUAUCUGCAAAGUGGACUAAACACCGCUGACACCAUCGUGCCAACUGAGGCAUUCUUCACAAAGUUACACCACUUUACAGCCUUGACGCUUGUGGUGUGUCUUUAUCUGGAGAAGCUGCUCACACCAUUUAAUAACCGAAAAGUCAAGAAGGGCCUGCUGCCCCCG
Molecule: messenger RNA, 1036 nt
Organism: Sphaeroforma arctica JP610
Lineage: Eukaryota; Ichthyosporea; Ichthyophonida
Exons: 4
Source: RefSeq, a predicted model, not a curated record